Messenger RNA from Trypanosoma conorhini, 366 nucleotides. RefSeq lists its product as uncharacterized. The record is from RefSeq and is a predicted model, not a curated record. The transcript has a single exon. The coding region runs from base 1 to 366 and encodes 121 amino acids. Lineage: Eukaryota; Euglenozoa; Kinetoplastea; Trypanosomatida; Trypanosomatidae.
AUGGCCGUACCUCCCCCUCCCUCCACCGUGCGAGCGCAGAAGAAGAAGCCGGCUGUGGCUGACUGGUGCCGCGUCGGUGCCGACACUGCGCGAGAGGGUGGCGAAUGCCGCCUUUUUCUUUUUUCCCCCUUGCCCCUCUCUCCCUCUCUCUGCCGUGCAAGCGAUGCGCGCGUGCGGCGCGAGUUUGUGUCCCACGGGGCAAUCCGAGGUGCCCGUGUGCUGCGCUGUGCCGUGGCGGUGCCUUCUGGUAGUCCCGGAGAUGAGGCUGUGGUGGGCGGCGCCCCCGCUUCUCCCCCACCCCCGCCCGCCCGCCUUGCGGUGCGGUGCGGUGCGUUGCGUCUGCUGCGUGAUGAUCUCGCUAACUGA